Molecule: messenger RNA, 1425 nt
Organism: Nannizzia gypsea CBS 118893
Lineage: Eukaryota; Fungi; Ascomycota; Eurotiomycetes; Onygenales; Arthrodermataceae
Product: citrate synthase
Exons: 8
Coding region: 1-1425 (474 amino acids)
Biological process (GO): citrate metabolic process; tricarboxylic acid cycle; carbohydrate metabolic process
Cellular component (GO): mitochondrial matrix
Source: RefSeq, a predicted model, not a curated record
AUGGCCUCUUCACUCAGACUAGGGAGCGCUGCUCUCCGAUCCACCUCUCUGGCUUCCAAGCCAGCUGUCAAGGCUGCCAGUUACAAUGCUCUCCGACAGUACUCCUCGACCAAGGCUCCAACUCUUAAGGAGACCUUCGCCGCCCAGAUACCAGCGAAGAUUGAGCAGGUCAAGAAGCUCCGAAAGGAGCAUGGAAACAAGGUCCUCGGUGAGGUGACCCUCGACCAGGUCUAUGGUGGUGCCCGUGGCAUCAAGUCCCUCGUCUGGGAGGGAUCUAUUCUUGACUCUGAGGAGGGUAUCCGCUUCCGUGGAAAGACCAUUCCUGAGUGCCAGAAACUCCUCCCCAAGGCCCCAGGUGGUCAGGAGCCAUUGCCAGAAGGUCUCUUCUGGCUCUUGCUUACCGGUGAGGUCCCAACCGAGCAACAAGUUCGCGACCUCUCCGCCGAGUGGGCCGCCCGUUCCGAUGUCCCCAAGUUCAUUGAGGAGCUCAUCGACCGCUGCCCAUCUGACCUCCACCCAAUGGCCCAGUUCUCCCUUGCUGUCACUGCCCUUGAGCACGAGUCUGCUUUCGCCAAGGCCUAUGCUAAGGGUAUGAACAAGAAGGACUACUGGCAGUACACCUUCGAGGACUCCAUGGACUUGAUCGCCAAGCUGCCCACCAUUGCUGCCCGUAUCUACCGCAACGUCUUCAAGGAUGGAAAGGUCGCUCCCAUCCAGAAGGAUAAGGAUUACGGUUUCAACUUGGCCAACCAGCUCGGCUACGGUGACAAUGCCGACUUCGUUGAGUUGAUGCGCCUUUACCUUACCAUCCACUCCGACCACGAGGGUGGCAACGUCAGUGCACACACCACUCACUUGGUUGGCUCUGCCUUGAGCUCUCCCAUGCUCUCCCUUGCUGCCGGUCUCAACGGUCUCGCCGGCCCUCUCCACGGAUUGGCCAACCAGGAAGUCUUGAACUGGCUUCAAAAGAUGCAGAAGGCCAUUGGCAACGACUUGAGCGACGAGGCCAUCAAGGACUACCUCUGGUCCACCCUCAACGCCGGUCAGGUCGUCCCCGGAUACGGCCACGCCGUCCUCCGCAAGACCGACCCCCGCUACGUGUCUCAGCGUGAAUUCGCUCUCCGCCACCUCCCUGAGGACCCUCUCUUCAAGCUCGUCAGCCAGGUCUACAAGAUCGCCCCAGGUGUCCUGACCGAGCACGGAAAGACCAAGAACCCCUACCCCAACGUUGAUGCUCACUCUGGUGUUCUCCUCCAGUACUACGGUCUGACCGAGGCCAGCUACUACACUGUCCUCUUCGGUGUCUCCCGUGCCCUUGGUGUCCUUCCUCAGCUCAUCAUUGACCGCGCCCUCGGCUCCCCCAUCGAGCGUCCAAAGAGUUUCAGCACCGAAGGCUACGCCAAGCUUGUCGGAGCUAAGCUAUAA